This is a messenger RNA of Lemur catta (Ring-tailed lemur), 1910 nucleotides long. RefSeq names its product BCL10 immune signaling adaptor (gene BCL10). Gene Ontology annotation, cellular component: CBM complex; cytosol. NCBI's taxonomy places the organism in Eukaryota, Metazoa, Chordata, Mammalia, Primates, Lemuridae. Gene Ontology annotation, molecular function: transcription coactivator activity; kinase activator activity; NF-kappaB binding. Bases 284 to 985 code for a protein of 233 amino acids. Gene Ontology annotation, biological process: adaptive immune response; canonical NF-kappaB signal transduction; positive regulation of extrinsic apoptotic signaling pathway. The record is from RefSeq and is a predicted model, not a curated record. The transcript is spliced from 3 exons.
CGGUGCCUGCGCCUGAAUCUCUAGCACAGGAAAGAAGCCGAGCGCUGAGGCCCGCGGCGCGACGCGUAGAUUAGCGGCGCCGUCGGCCCCGGAGGCGGAGCCGGAAGCUCUACGGUUUGACCCCCGAGCCCCUCGGUUUUCGUAGGGGCAGUUGUCUUCCUUGCGACCCGCUCCGCCUCCUCUCCUUCUUCCCCCUUGCCCGGAGGCCUCAGCCUCCGGCCAGGGCUGGUCGGCGCAGCCCAAGCUCCCCGACCCGGAAGAAGCGCCAUCUCUCGCCUCCACGAUGGAGCCCACCGCGCCGUCGCUCACCGAGGAGGACCUAACUGAAGUGAAGAAGGAUGCUUUAGAAAAUUUGCGAGUGUACUUAUGUGAGAAAAUCAUAGCUGAGAGACAUUUUGAUCAUCUGCGUGCAAAAAAGAUACUCAGUAGAGAAGACACUGAAGAAAUUUCUUGCCGAACGUCAAGUAGGAAAAGGGCUGGAAAAUUGUUAGACUACUUACAAGAAAACCCGAAAGGACUAGACACCCUUGUUGAAUCUAUUCGGCGAGAAAAAACACAAAACUUCCUGAUACAGAAGAUUACAGAUGAAGUGCUAAAACUUAGAAAUAUAAAACUAGAACAUCUGAAAGGACUGAAAUGUAGCAGCUGUGAGCCUUUUCCAGAUGGAGCCACAAACAACCUCUCUAGAUCAAAUUCAGAUGAGAGUAAUUUCUCUGAAAAACUGAGAGCAUCCACUGUCAUAUAUCAUCCAGAAGGAGAAUCCAGCACGGCCCCCUUUUUUUCUACUGAUUCUUCUCUGAAUUUGCCUGUUCUAGAAGUAGGCAGAACUGAAAAUACCAUCUUCUCUUCAACUACACUUCCUAGACCUGGGGACCCUGGGGCUCCUCCCUUGCCACCAGAGCUGCAGUUAGAAGAAGAAGGAACUUGUGGAAACUCUAGUGAGAUGUUUCUUCCCUUAAGAUCACGUGCUCUUUCACCACAAUGACAGUUUACUGCCUUUUAAUUUUUUUAAUAAUGACAAGAAAUGUUUUAAAGGCUAUGAAGCUUUUUAUAAAAUUGCUAUAAUGAUUUAUUUACAUUUAAUACAUGUCUUUUAAAGUACAAUGUAAGCAUACUUUGUAAAUAGAAUUUUUAGAAUAAAAGAAGCAUACUUUAAAGUAGCUAAAUGUAAAUCAUGUUGAUCGUGUACUUUUCAGUAUUUUCCAUUUUUCUUUUUUUAGGUGUUUCUGUGUUUUCAAAUAUUUUAAAGCUAAUUUUAAUAGGGAAUAUUUCUCUAUUUGAGAAUAGACUCUUUAGGCUGGGAAUAAUGUUUCUUCUUAGUGUAGUUGUGCUAGAAAUUUUCGGAGUCUAAUAGUCCUUUCCAACCAUUCAGCAGCACAUUUUCAGCAUUAAGCUGUUCGUAUUCAGUAGUAAAUCACUGAUGGGAAAACUGCCAAUAUACAGAAAAAAAAUCUGUUUCCCACUCCACUGGUCUUAUAGGCACUGACAGGGUCUCCUUCUGAUGCUGGAGUUUGAGCCACCUAAGACCUCAGUUUGCGAAAAUUCAUUUCUUAUUAACCUUACUAAUUAAUACUACUUUUUCAGGAUUUUCACAUUCUUUGCUUUAUCAUUUUCAUUCUUUAAAAUAUCUUGGCAUAAACCUCAAUUACUACAAGUAAUUUGGUGGGGUUUAAAAAAAUAUUUUCUCUGUACUUUUUUUUCUUUUUUAAUGAGAACCACUAUACAGUUAAAAAUAACUAGAACAAACUGGUUUUGGGGUGUGUGGCAAUUCUAUUUUUAAUACUAUUUGGAAUAAGUGAGCCAUUAGCCAGAUUUAUUUUUUUGUUGUGUAAUAAAAUUUGACUAAUGUUACACAUUUAUAAAUCUUAUGCUCUCAUUGUUUUCAUUUAAAUUAAAAUUCUCUUUCCUGA